AUGAUCGUGUCGUUAAUACUUUUCAAAGUUGCAGUAUCAAAGAAAAACAACAAAUUUGGUUAUGGCAUCGUCGCUUGGGACACCCGUCAUUUGGCUACCUUAAGCAGUCAUCGCACUGUGUUUCCUUUGAGUGACAGUAAAGCUGCAAAGCCUUUUGAUUUAGUGCAUUAUGAUGUGUGGGGUCCGGCUCGCGUUACUUCAAACGGGUUUCGUUGGUUCGUCACAUUUAUUGAUGAUUGUACCCGACUCACUUCGGUUUUCUUGUUGAAAAAUAAACAUGAUGUUGCUUCCAUCCUUCCAGAGUUCUGUACUAUGGUGUCUACUCAGUUUCAUGCUCAAGUCAAAGUAUUCUGGACUGAUAACGGAGGUGAAUAUAAUGGUGUGUCUGAAAGCAAGAAUCGUCAGUUACUUGAAGUUGCCCGCUCCCUUAUGUUGGAUAUGUCUGUUCCCCAUCAUCUUUGGGGGCAUGCUGUUUUAUCUAUUGCAUAUUUGAUUAAUCGUACUCAUAGCCGGGUUCUUGAUUUCAAGACUCCACAUGAUGUGUUUGGUGACCAUGUUUCCUCUGUCUCAGUCUCCAAGUUGCCCCCUAAAGUUUUUGGGUGUGUUGCCUAUGUUCAUGUCUACUCUCAUCAGCGGAGUAAACUUGAUCCUUGUGCUCUGCGAUGUGUCUUUAUGGGUUACUCUUCUACUCAGAAAGGUUAUAAGUGCUAUCAUCCACCUACCCAGAAGGUGCAUGUUAUUUUGGACGUGACUUUCCAUGAAGAAGUGCCCUAUUAUGUCUCUCCUUCCUCUCCAAUUCAGGGGGAGAUGGGGAGUGAAUUAGAGAGUCUUGGAUUGGAGAAUGAUGUGUUUGAAGAUACUGCUCUCAGGAAGAAAACGACCUAUCGCACUGAACCAAGUGACCGGCUGCCCAUAUAUGAAGAUGGAACUUGUGAUCAAAUAUGCAACAGAUAA
This is a messenger RNA of Prunus armeniaca (apricot), 954 nucleotides long. The record is from the annotation of a GenBank genome assembly. NCBI's taxonomy places the organism in Eukaryota, Viridiplantae, Streptophyta, Magnoliopsida, Rosales, Rosaceae.